Molecule: messenger RNA, 3898 nt
Organism: Leptopilina boulardi
Lineage: Eukaryota; Metazoa; Arthropoda; Insecta; Hymenoptera; Figitidae
Product: probable serine/threonine-protein kinase DDB_G0282963
Exons: 1
Coding region: 19-3738 (1239 amino acids)
Source: RefSeq, a predicted model, not a curated record
AAACUGGAGCCUCUUAAAAUGGAGAAAUCAAAUAAAACAGAAAACAGUCGAGAAUUGCGAAUAAAUGAAAUGAACUCAACAAAUAAGAUACAAUUAUUAACAGAUGACACAUUAAAAAAAGACUCCAAUUUGUCUAAUUCAAAAAUUAUUUUCCUUGCAAAAACCGAAUCAAGACCAUCAAAUGACAAAUCCAAUUUAACAACCACUCAAGAAACACUCGAUCAAGUCAAAGAAAAAUUGAAAAAUUUACACGACAUUUUACUCACUUACGAAUCAAGUGAUUGUGAACAAGAUUGCCCUUUAAAUAAAAGUGGCAUUUUGAAUAAUGAUAAAAAAUUAAAUAAAUCAAAUUUAAAAACAAAAAAAAAAGAAAAUAAAAUAUUUGAAGAAAUUCCAAACAGUAAUGAAUCCGAACAAUUUGAAAGUUUAGUUGAUAGUUGUUCUUCAUCAAUUGUCGAAAUUAAUUCAAAAUUGUUUAAUAAAUCAAACAAAAUAAUUACAGAUUCUAAUUAUAAUCGAACUGAAUUUUCAGAAUUCGAAAGUGAUGAAGAAGAAACAGAGAAAAUUUUAGAAACCGAGAGUAAAAUUUCUAGUAAUACUUUUACAAAAAUUAAAUCAAAAACCAACAUUUUAGAAGUUAAAUCCGAUUUAUUAGUUGAGUCAUUCGAUAAAAAUUUAAAUAUCAAUCAAAAAACAAUGUCUCAAAUAGAAAACAAUACAAAUCAAGAGGUCAUUCCAAUGGACACAAGUGACGAUCAAUUUUCACAAUCUUCCAGUCAAACAGAAUUAUCGAAUAAUGAAAUUUUAGAUAAUCAAUUACCAUCUUUACAAAACAAAAAUAAUCCUUUCCCUCAAGGAAAAUUAGAAAUAAAUAAGGAAAAAAUUUCCAAAAAUUUGAAAAUAAACAAAAUUUUAAAAAGCUUAGAGACAAAUAACAAGAAUAUAAUAGAAACAAAUAAUGAAAAUAUUCAAAAUCUAGAAGAAGUAAAUAACAAAAAUAUUUCAAAUAGUGGAGAAACUAAUAAAAAUAAUCCACAAAUUUCCGAUACUAAUGAUUCUGACAGUUUGAAUAGAAAAAAUGUAUUUCAAACAAAAUUUCUUGAUAUUCUUCCCGAGGAACAAUCAGCAAGUAGCCUAACUGAAUCAACAAGUAAAAAAUCUGACGAAGAAAAUGAAAAUUUGUGUGAAAAUUCAAAAACUCUACUUAGUUCCGCUUCGUCAGAAUAUUUUAGUUUUGUCAAUUUAUCUCAUAAAGAAAAAAUCACGAAAAAUUUAAAACCCGAAUUAUGGGAAAAUAAUAAUGAAUUUCAAAUUGAUAAUCAAUCGCUAAUAAUUAAUAAAACAGUCGAUAAUUUGAGUCAAGAGAAGAAAAAUGUAAACGAUUGUAAACAUUAUCCAAACAGUAAACAAAUUACAUUUCUAAAAAAGGAAAAAAGUAAUCAAGAUAAAACAGAAAUAAAAGAAGAACAAUUAAAAGAAAAACUGUACGAAGAAAAAUAUAAGGAAUUGACAAAAGAAAUGGAAGAAAAACAAAUUGAAUGCAAAAAUUAUAAAAUUGAUUCUGAAAUUAAACGAAUAAAUCGAAAUUUCACAUCAACAAAUGAUUCAUCAAGUGACGAAAGUAUAGUACAAUUUAUCAGAGAAUUAACAAGUGAUAAAGUGAAAACAGCUCAUGUAUUCAAAGAGACAAAAUUUAAUAAUAAUUUUACAAAAUCAAAUGAAAAAUUAUUCAACAUUGAAGAAGCACAAGAACAAGAAAGUGUUUUAUCACUUCAAAGACGUCCAGGAUCAUUUUCUCUAACAAACAAUGAAUCAAAAGAAAAUAUAUUCAAAUCCUUAAACACCAAUACACCUUCAAAUUCGGAAAUUACGUCGAAUUUUCAAAAUGAAAAAAAUGAAACGAGAAAUAUUAAUAUUAGUAAAACGAAUGAGCAAAUUUAUAUUCAAGAAAAUAGUGAAAAUAAAUUGGCAUUCGAUUCUCAAUUAUUAAUAAAAACAGAUAAAGAAGAAUUAAAAAAUGAACAACAAAUUUUGAAGAAUAACAAUGAUAAAUCAAUAAAUGAAAUUUUAAAAAUGAAAAAAGAUCCUAUUAAAAAUCUAAAAAGUCAAAAUCAAAAUGAUAAUUUCCAAACUUCGAAUCCAAGUACUUCUUCCGAAUCGAAAGAAAAUUUAUCAAUUAUUAAACUUUCAAAAAUGAAUCCAGAAGCACAGGAGGUAAUUUUGAAAAAUAAUAAUAAAUCCCUAGAAAACAAUGAGGAAACUAAACGAAAAACAAAACGUCACGAAAAAGAAGCUAAAAUUCACGAGAAAGAAAUUCAAGAACAAAAAGAAGUAAUGUUAAUUGAUUUAUUUAACGACACAUCAAAACCUGUGACAAAAACCCAAAUUCCCGAUAAUGAAAAACUCAAUAUUCUCGAUGAAAUUCUCGAAGAGAAAAAUAAUGAAAAUAAAUGUUGUCUAAUUCCAAAUAAAAUUCCAUCAAUUCAUGAAUUAAAUUUAAACAAUAAUCAAAGUGAUUCCGAGUCUUUCGCAUUAACAAAUAGUCAAAAUUAUCUAAGUACAAGUGGAAAUAGUCUCUAUGAAAAAUCAACAAACAAUUCACAAACAAUUAAGACAAAAUGUUCGGAAAAUAAAUUUUCCCAAUGCACUAGUGCUCCUGCUCUACAAGAUAAUACCAAAAAAAGUUCCACCAUAAAUAAUUUAAACAAUGAAAAAAUGAAAAAAACACCAGAAAAUUUGACAAAAUCACAAAAAAAUUCAAUCACAAGGGAUAAAUUAAUGGAAAAAUUUGUCAACAACGAAAAAAUAAUAAAUUCAUCUAUUAAACAAUUAAGAGCAAAAAGUUAUUUAAAUUUAAAUUUAAAUAAGGAAAAAUCAGAGAAUCCACUACAACGAAGAUCUCGAUCAUUUGCAUCACCAAGAAUGAUUCAACGUGAUUUUAAUGGAGACAGUAAAGAUAAAUAUUGUAAAGAUUUGAAAAAUCCAAUAGAAAGACAAUUAACUUCGAGAAGUUCAUUAAAAUCAAUGGAAUUGCAAAAAUCAUCAAAAUCAUAUAUUCCAAUUUUAAAAAGUCGAUUAGAAAAUAUUCGAAAAGAACCAAAACCACGAUAUCGAAGUCCAACGCGUGGUCCAUUGACAAUAAAUCCUGCACCCGAUGAAUUAGAUUACAAAGUCACGAGAUAUUUGAAUGACGGAAUAAAUCUUUCCGAGCAGAACAAUAAUAAUAAUAAUAAUAAUGAAAAAAGUUAUGGCGAUAAUACUGGAACAUAUUUACAAAAUGAAGAACAUUCAAAACCAGAUGAGAAAACCUAUAUUUACAUUAAUAUAAUGACAGGACAUGAUCAAAGUACAAGAAAAGUUGUGAAUCCAAAAAAAUUCCUUGAAUUCAUGAAAGAUCGUGAAAUGAAAAUUACUAAUAAGGAAAAAAAUUCAAAUUUUGAUGAAGAAUUAAAGAAAAAUCAUCUCAAUCGUGUUUUAUUUCACGUUGAACAAAAAGAACGUGAAGUUUCCGUGAAACCAUCAGUAAUGGAUAAUAGUACAUCAAUUUCUGAUUUUCCACAAUUAUGCAACAAUGAAAAUCGCGAUGGUAAUAGAUUUAAAAUUUUCGACGUCCCAGAAGAAUUAACUAAAGAUGAAUAUAUACAUCUUCUCGAUUUAUUAAAUCAAGAUUCAAAUCUCGAGCAAUUGAAAAAAAUGCAUUCACUUUGCAGUAAACUUGGUUUAGGUUUUCAAGAAUAGCAUCUUGCCAUCAAGUCCAUUAAUAUUUCUCAUCAGUGAAAUUAGUUGGUUGAACACUUGUAACGAUGAUCGUUUAUUUUAAUUUUCGAUUUCAGGUAUUUCUUUUUUUUAAUAUUGGAUUUUUUUUUUUGUGUAUCAAGAAAAUUAUUAAGAAUGCAUA